Messenger RNA from Nerophis lumbriciformis (worm pipefish), 2277 nucleotides. It is a transcript of the gene clcnk, whose product is annotated as chloride channel K. Gene Ontology annotation, molecular function: voltage-gated chloride channel activity. Gene Ontology annotation, biological process: chloride transport; transmembrane transport. NCBI's taxonomy places the organism in Eukaryota, Metazoa, Chordata, Actinopteri, Syngnathiformes, Syngnathidae. Gene Ontology annotation, cellular component: plasma membrane. The record is from RefSeq and is a predicted model, not a curated record.
AUGAAGAUCCUGGAUGAGUCUCAGGGGAGACAAACUGACAGAGGCAGCCACAAACAUGAGAGAGGAAAUCAAUGGGAGACGUUCCAUAAUGUGACGCUGCUCCCUUCUGAUCCAUGGAGACCACACAGACGCUCUCGUCUACUCAUCAAAGGUUGUCUUCUGUGGCUGCGAUGUUGGCUGGAGAGAGUGUGUGGGAUGGAGUGGUAUGGCUAUGCUGCUCUUGGUAUCUUAACUGCCAUUCUCAGCUUUGUUAUGGACAUGAGUGUAUCAAAGCUGCUGGCAGCCCAUCAGUGGCUUUAUACCAAACUGGAUGGCAACAACCUGCUGCAAUUUCUCUGCUGGACUCUUUACCCAGCAUGCUUCUGUGCUUUAUCAUCUUCGCUCUGUCACAACAUCUGCCCCUUCGCUACAGGCUCAGGGAUACCUGAGGUGAGAACCAUGCUGGCCGGCAUUGAAAUGCCAAAUUACUUGUCUCUCACCAACAUGUUCACCAAGUUCCUGGGCCUUAUUUGUACGCUGGCAGCUGGCAGCACGGUCUUCCUGGGCAAAGUGGGUCCAUUUGUGCAUCUUUCCACCAUGAUGGGAGACUAUCUCAGCAACCUCAUCUCUCUUGUACAAGUCACUAAAAAGAAAGCGCAAGGAGACAUGUUGGUGGUAGCCGCCUCCGUCGGCGUCGCCAGCUGCUUCGGUGCACCAGUAAGCGGUGUGCUCUUCAGCUUAGAGGUGAUGUCCUCUCACUUCUCCACCAAGAACUACCUGCCGUCUUUCUUCUCCGUGGUGUGCGGGGCGUUGACCUUUCGCUUGUUCUCCGUGUGGAGUGGAGAUGAAGAGACUCUGCAAGUGUUGUUUAAAACACAUUUCCCUUCUGCUUUACCUUUCUUUCCAAUGGAGAUUCUGAUGUUUGCUCUCUUGGGGCUGCUCUGUGGCGCUGUGAGCUGCUUGUACCUCUUCCUGCAUCGCUGCAUGCUGCAAUUCACCACAACAAAUGUUGGCUUCGUCAAGAUGCUGAAAAGCGAGAAAUGUCUGUACUCUGCUUUGGUGACCUUCUUUUUGGCAUCUCUGACCUAUUCUCACUCUCUGGGUCAAUACAUGGCUUCUAAGCACACCAUGAAGCAGCUGCUCACCUCCUUACUGGACUGCAGACAGUGGACGUUUCAAUCCCACAACGUCUCUGAGCAACUGGAUCCAGAGGCUUUGUCUGUGUGGGGCUCAUCUGUGUGUCCUGUCUACCUGUCUCUGGCUGUCUUUCUGCUCAUGAAGCUGUGGAUGUCAGUGCUAGCCUGCACUCUCCCACUGCCAGCGGGUUACUUCAUGCCAGUUUUUAUCUAUGGGGCAGCCAUUGGCCGUUUGCUUGCAGAGGGAAUGAUUUACAUAUCAUCCACCACAAUGACACCAGGCAAUGAGUGGUCGUCUAUAAAUCCUGGAGGCUACGCACUUGCAGGUGCAGCAGCAUUCUCCGGAGCUGUGACACACACUUUAUCACCAGCUCUCUUGGCUGUCGAAUUGACCGGUCAGUUCAGCCACGUUGUCCCCGCCCUCCUCGCCACUCUCUUAGCCAAUGCCGUCGCUCGCUCUGGGCACCGCCCAUCUUUUUAUGACGCUGUCUCCAUCAGCAAGAGGCUGCCACACCUGCCGUCUCUCAUGCUGGCACACCCCAAGCUUGUCUCCGCACAGGUUGGACACCUCCUGGGUGUGAGGACCGUGCAGCUUCAGAGAGCAGCAAGCCCACAGGAGGUGCAACAUGUCCUGGACAACACCAGCACUGAGACACAAAUCCCGGUGGUGGACUCGCAUGACUCUCCAAUCUUGCUGGGCGUUGUUGUGCGAGCAGAGCUGCUGAUGUUCCUGCGUCACUGCAGAGCUGCUGAGAAUGUGGAUCCACAUUUGGAGGACGUCUGCACUAUUCACUCUGCUUCGGCCCUGUUGUCACCUCACAACACCAUACAAGAGGCAUACAGCAUCCUGAGUCUUUCUGGAGCUCAGACUGUGUUUGUCACCGACAGAGGAAGGCUGCUUGGACUCAUCACAUGGUCAGAGAUGAAGAGAAUAUUAGAAGACGCAGCUAAAGAAACCUAGAACACUCCUCCGGCCCAUAACUCAUCUUUGGAUGGUUGGCCUGGCUCUAAUAAUGUUGUCAGUUGCUUAUUGCCCUCACAUGACAAUAUUUCUUAAUAAUGGUCACUAGCGGCCUUUGACGCACAUUUAUCACAGACUCCUCACUUCUUGCUCUAAUCAGCAGGAUUCACUAACAAAAGACACAUUACAUGUGUGUACAAC